UCUCUAUCGACAUAGAAAGUGACAACGUUUGUGAUCACGCUUGUUCAUUAAAUCCAUGGUGGAUAACAUCACCUCAGAUUCAGAGCUAAGCCUCAAGUAUUUUUGUGAUUUUUAAAGUGUUUUUUGUUUUUGUUUCUGGUUUAUUUUCUCUUACGACUGACAUCUCAACAACAUUUAUAUCUUCUACAUGGGAGUCAAUUGGAUUUAACAACGGGAGUUAAAUAUACCAGUGUCUCGUAAUGCAAUUUGAAAUUCAUUAAUAGCGAUAUGACGUUUAUAUUGCUUACAAUUAGAUAUUCAAUAUGAACUUCCAAUAUUACUGAGUUCUCAGCGCCGUCUGUAGGAGAAGUCGAUUGAAAUAAUCAUGACACGGAACCAGCUUGUAUUCAAGACAACUGUCACUGUCUUAGUUGUGGCAGUGUUUUGUUUCUUGCCCGUUGUGUUAUUUUGGAAGUUUUCGUGCCGUGAUUCGCCGCUCUCAAAAAAACCUGCCGGUAAGAUGGGGCCUUGUGGACCUCUGGCCUUCACGCGUCUCCGACUUCCGGUCACAGGCCUGGCCAGUUUCCCUGGGUCAGGUAACACGCUGUUGCGGUCAUUGAUUCAAGAAUCGACAGGUAAGGGAUAGUUUAAUGUAAACAUAAGGUGAUGUGACUAGGUGACGUGAUGAGGCGACGUGAUGAGUGAUUUGACUAGGUGACGUGAUGAGGCGACGUGAUGAGUGAUGUGACUAGGUGACGUGAUGAGGCGACGUGAUGAGUGAUGUGACUAGGUGACGUGAUGAGGCGACGAGGUGAGUGAUGUGACUAGGCACCGUGAUGAGGUGCCGUAAUGAGAGAUGUAAUUAGGUGACGUGAUGAGGUGACUGAUGAGGUGACGUGAUGAGUGAUGUUACUAGAUGACGUGAUGAUUGAUGUGACUAGGUGACGUGAUGAGUGAUGUGACUAGGUGACGUGAUGAGUGAUGUGACUAGGUGACGGAUGAGGUGACGUGAUGAGUGAUGUGACUAGGUGACGUGAUGAGUGAUGCGACUAGGAGUCGUGAUGAGUGAUGUGACUAGGUGACGUGAUGAGUGAUGUGACUAGGUGACGUGAUGAGUGAUGUUUAAUAGGUGACGUGAUGAGGUGACGUGAUGAGUUGACGUGAUGAGGUGAAGUGAUGCGUGAUGUGACUAGGUGACGUGAUGAGUGAUGCGACUAGGAGUCGUGAUGAGUGAUAUGAUAUGGUGACGUGAUGAGUGAUGUGCCUAGGUGACGUGAUGAGUUAUAUGAUAUGGUGACGUGAUGAGUAAUUUUACUAGGUGACGUGAUGAGUGAUGUGAUAUGGUGACGUGAUGAGGUGACGUGAUGAAAUGCCAUUAUAUCCUCAAUUCAUUUAACUGUCUUAAAACAUUGGUUAACAUUUUGUUUUGAUUAAUUUUUUAAAAGACUAAUUUGACUAUUAUUCCUAAUCAGAAAGUGACGCAUUCGCCACUAAGCCCCUGGUGUACUACUCCACAAAAAAAAUCAAAUUUCCACUCCUCUUUACUGUGUUUUUGUCUGGUUUUAGCGCACUCUCCUAUUUUUUUUUCUUCUUUUGGUAGGAUAUGUAUAUUGAUAUUAUGUACAUUUAAUUUAUACUUAUUUAAAUUUUGUUUGUUUGUACUGCUGAAGGCAUGUACCGAAACGUUUACUUGUGUUUAAUAUAUAAUUAUUAUUAAAGCGUAACCUAUAUUGUUAUAUUGACACAAUUUGUUCGUGUCUUAUUAAUCUACUCUCAAAUUUAGCCUAAUUUUAAUACUGUGUGACUUCUCUUCUUUAACCAUCGAUUUUUUUUUUUUUUAUAAAAGCUACUGUUUUGUACCAACACAAACACAGGCAUUUUGACCGGAAGUGAGUAUUUGGAUCAAGAGCUGGCCACGAGCGGGUUUCACGGAGAAGGGGCGACUGUGCACCACAACGGUUCUCACGUCAUUCUCAUCAAGACCCACGGCAGCGACGCUGGUACGCGGGAACGCUACGACCGUCUUAUACUUCUCGUACGCCACCCAAAGGGAGCGAUCUUGUCAGACUUUAACAGGGUGUACGGAGGCGGCCAUCUGGGGAGGGCCACGGGAGACCAGUUCAAAUGUGAGAACUACAAAUUUAGGUCGGGUGUUCGAUGAAAAAACAGAAAACCAGUUCGCUUUUAUUCUGUAGAGCAGUUGUCCUCAACCUUUCUAAUGCCGCGACCCUUUAUUAUAGUUCCUUAUUUUGUGGCGACCCCCCAACCACACAAUUAUUUUCGAUGAUACUUCAUAAGUGUAGUCUAUGUGUUUUCAGAUGGUCUUAGGCGACCCCUGUGAAAGGCUCUUGCGACCCCCAAAGGGGUCGCGACCCACAGGUUGAGAACCGCCGCUGUAGACGUUAUAGUGGAUUUAAGUGAACAGUUCAUGAAUCCGUUUAAAAAAAAAAGAUUAUUACAUUAGAUUCAUAAAAAAUACACUGGAAAGCUUUUAAUGAAAGUAUUCACCUUACGAAAAGCUUAUCAGCAUACUUUAAAACUAAACAUAGAUAUGUGGUCAGAACCUAACACGAGUUUAUACAUAUAGUUUAACCACGAAGUCAAACUAAAAUUUCACUACAGAUACUAGAAAAAGGAAUCGUCACGUCUUGUAUCGGUUAUUUUAUAAAUAUACGAUCUGUUCAGUUAUUUGCGCAGGAGUUAAGUCAGACAUAUCAUACACCAGUAGGUAGUCGAGUCGUUAAUAAAAUAUGUACUUUUUUGGUAAUUAAUAAUGCUACUACUAAUAAUACUAAGCGGUCUUAUAUAGCGCGGUACCCCAGGCUCACCGCGCUGUACAUAAGAAUAUUAUCAAAAGAGACAUAAACAUGACAUUAAUGAAAUACAAUUAUGAAAUUUAUGAAAUAAAGAACAGCAAAAAAAAUGUAUAUUCACCCACCCCACCACAUAACUUUUACAAGGCAAACCAUGGACGGCAGCCAGGAAGACCGUUUAUCAGUCAGAUGAGGGGAAUCAGUCAGAUGAGGGGAAUCAGUCAGAUGAGGGGAAUCAGUCAGAUGAGGGGAAUCAGUCAGAUGAGGGGAAUCAGUCAGAGGAGGGGAAUCAGUCAGAGGAGGGGAAUCAGUCAGAGGAGGGGAAUCAGUCAGAGGAGGGGAAUCAGUCAGAGGAGGGGAAUCAGUCAGAGGAGGGGAAUCAGUCAGAUGAGGGGAAUGAGUCAGAGGAGGGGAAUGAGUCAGAGAGGGGAAUCAGGCAGAGGAGGGGAAUCAGUCAGAGGAGGGGAAUGAGUCAGAUGAGGGGAAUCAGUCAGAGGAGGGGAAUCAGUCAGAGGAGGGGAAUCAGUCAGAGGAGGGGAAUCAGUCAGAGGAGGGGAAUCAGUCAGAGGAGGGGAAUCUGUCAGAGGAGGGGAAUCAGUCAGAUGAGGGGAAUCAGUCAGAGGAGGGGAAUCAGUCAGAUGAGGGGAAUCAGUCAGAGGAGGGGAAUCAGUCAGAGGAGGGGAAUCAGUCAGAGGAGGGGAAUCAGUCAGAGGAGGGGAAGCAGUCAGAGGAGGGGAAUCAGUCAGAGGAGGGGAAUCAGUCAGAGGAGGGGAAUCAGUCAGAGGAGGGGAAUCAGUCAGAGGAGGGGAAUCAGUCAGAGGAGGGGAAUCAGUCAGAGGAGGGGGAAUAAGUCAGAGGAGGGGGAAUCAGUCAGAUGAGGGGAAUCAAUCAGAUGAGGGGAAUCAGUCAUAGGAGGGGAAUCAGUCAGAGAAGGGGAAUCAGUCAGAGGAGGGGAAUCAGUCAGAUGAGGGGAAUCAGUCAGAUGAGGGGAAUCAGUCAGGGUAGUAUAAUUUAAAAAGAUGUGUUUUGAGUGCACUUUGAAGGCCUGGGUGGUUGGUAUAUAGCGUAUGUGUAGUGGAAAAGAAUUCCAUUGUUUGGGGGCGCAGAAAGAGAAAGAUCGUUCACCAUAUGUUAUAGUAUGUGUCUUUGGAAUUAAGCGGGCUACGUCGUUAUGAAGUUAUAAAUAUUAAUCAAUACAGUAUGAUAAAUAUUUGGGGCGUCGUGGGACAUUUUCUGAGAGCUGACGGACCACACGUGGCCCGCGGGCCGAGUAUGGGAACCCCUGCUCUAGCAUAUAAAUCAGCCAUCAGUGGACCCCAUUAGUGACAGUAAUGAAUUAAUUAGUGAUCAUUUAGAUUUGGUUACCGUUGGGGCAGCACGCUCGGAAACUUGUACAUACUGGGAGAUUUAAAAAAAAAUCUUUUGGUCCUUACUUUAAGAAAGAGAAUUUGAAUAUAAAAAUGGUUUACAUAUGUCUGAUUGCCAUUUUAUUAACCCACCCCCUUCACAUGGGGUUCCAUUCGAAGAUUUAAUGUGUUCAUUUCUUUUAACAUUAUUCCAUAGACUGGCCAGAAUUUUUUCAGCUGCAUCUCACAGCCUGGGGCAGUUUCCAUAGGGAUUGGCUGACCUUUAACAAAUCAACACUGGUCGUAUUUUAUGAUGAUUUAAUCUCCGAUCCCGUGGUGCAUCUGAGAAAGGCUUUAAACUUCCUACGGGUAAUUUGCGUUAGUAAACCUUACUGCGUUGUCGUUAUGAAGGCAUGCAUUUCCCAUUCUUUAAUUUGCCCACGAGUACUCAGUUCGUUUAAUUGAUUUUUUUUUAAUACUCGAUUUGAUUAUGAUUAAGCUUUUUAACCAUAGUAUACACAUAAUUCUACAAUUUACGGAACAAAUCUAGCUACCACACUUUUACACGCCACUGAUGUUUCGAAACACACGUAAACACCAAUCUCUUCAACACCUAAACCUCAAUACACUGCUCCUGAAAAAAAUCCACCAAUCUUAGCACCACCAUUUCAAAACUAAACCCACAAGUCCACAUCUCUCUGGCCACCACCACCACCACACUACAACCACAAAAGAACCACACUACAACCACAAAAGGACCACACUACAACCACAAAAGAACCACACUACAACCACAAAAGGACCACACUACAACCACAAAACCCCACCACCCCCCCCACCCCUCCCAAAACUCCCCCGAACCGCUUACCGCCCCCCCCCCCCCGGCCACUCCAAGAACAGAAACAUCAAGACAUUCUUCAGCACCAUUUAUGAGUCUGCAUUCAUAAUUCACAACUUCCUAACGUCACAUUACAUCACGAAACAUAACAUUACGUGGUUUAUAUUUGAAUUAUAAAUAUUUAUUAAGUCGUCAUUGCUUCAUGUACAGCAUCAAUUUAUAGAGCUAAUGAAAAUAUUGUCAUAUCAUGAAUGUGAUACAUUUGUAUUCUUAUGAGCUGUCCGUUCCAUAUCAAUCUCUUAUAUGUAUGUUUUGCUUCUGGUGUGUCCUGAUGCCUUUUCGAAACCGCCCUAUCCCAGCUCCCCAUGCUUUAUAGUAAUAGUAAUGAGGGACAAAAAAAGGCCGUCACGCGUGACGUGUGAACACAAGUCUUCAGGGAAGAGGCGACUAUUGUAUCAAUCAAUAAAGAACCUUGGGUGUGGAGUAGGAUUGUAUGUAGGUGUUUUGUUUAAAGGUCGACAGGUAAGGUGUAGGGCUAUCUUUAGGCCUAUUUCUCAAAUACCCGAAACAGGUGUAUACAAAAAUGCACUCGGUUCCAGUGCCCUAUAUAUAUAUAGCCAUUUCUAAAACUCUUGAUGUCGACGCCAAAAGGGAUCGUUGGGGAGCAAUGUUAAGCUUAACCAAAAAAAAAAAACGUUCAAAACCAACUGACAUGGUUUAGUGAAUCUUGUCGGUUAAUGAAUUUUCAGCUUUCAUAAAACAUAUUGUAUAACAGAAAUUUGUAAAUUUGUGGGUGUACGAAAAUAACAGUGCAAAGCUGAUUGAAUUAGCUUUGGAAAAAAAAUCCAAAAUAUCCCCAAAAAACCAAAUAAAAUUUAAAAUAAUGUUAGAAAUGAUAUUGAACAUGAAGGUUUUUUUAAAAAUAUGAAUGACAUACACCAUUUAACCUUAGAUCGCUCGUACAAUGAAAUAUACAUGAAAAGGUGUUAUAGUGACCUCUUCAUUCUUUAUCUGCAGGUGAAUGUAAGCGAGUCAAGGCUUGCGUGCGCCAUUGAUCAAAGUCUCAGGUACCGAAGGUCAAGGUCAAGACGCCAAACCCAGCUUUACAGCCCAGCGGAUCAGCAGAAGCUGGACGGAGUUUAUAAAAACAUAACUCAAGAAAUCUCACAGCGUUUCUGUUUCAGCGGAAGCUUGUAACGCAAUCGACUUUCUGGACAUGUCGACCAGAAGUAUCAACAUAAUCCACCUGCGGCUGGUUCUGGGUGGGCUUCAAGACAAAGCGUUGCUCAUAAACGCCUAAACUUAAAUAGGAUGGACAUAUUUCUAAUACAACUCAAUGGACAAUAAGACAGGUUGGACAAAAAACACGAAGAAUUGUCCACUUUAUUUUGGAUUGUCCUUUUUUUCCACUUUAUUUUGUAUUGUCCUUCUUUUUCCACUUUAUUUUUUAUUGCCCUUCUUCGUCCACUUUAUUGUGUAUUGUCCUUUUUUCCCACUUGAUUUUGUUUUGUCCAUCUUCGUCCACUUUAUUUUGUAAGGUGCCUCGUUGGAGAAGACUUUGAGAGCAAAAAUACAGAGACAGAAAAACGCAGGAAGUAGAUAAGCAGUUGACAGUUCUCUCUUAUAAUAUCUUAUUUAAUGACAUUUUUCUACUUUUGUCCUUUCUUUUUCUUUUUCGUUUCCUGCAAAUCUCAUGAGUGAUGUUUUUUUUAUUUCAUGGGGCCCUUCAGAAAUUAAAUUAUCUCUACCAUUCCGGUCAACAACAGGCUUUCCUCUAUCCGGUGUCUAUUUCUUAUUUUUAAGACCUCAACACAGUCCUCCUCGUAUUUCUCGUAAAACUCAAGUAACGCAAGAUUUUUGUUGUAAAAAAAACAAACUAAGGAGCCCCCCCCCCCCCAAACAAAAAAACAACCAGCAACCAGGGGCACGUAAGAUGUGUCUUGAUCGAUCGUACAAGAAGGUGCUAUGGCGAAAUGAGGUCGAAAGACAUGAUUUUAAGAACCAUCAAACGUUUGAGUGACAGUAAGAUUUGAGUCCAAUCAAGUUAGCCUUUUUGAUCAGGUUCUCAAAUCGUCAACACACUACGCGUACGCUAUCUCUUGAAAUUGUUCUCAUUGCCAUUAUAGAUGAAAGGCAUCGGCCGAAACGUUUACUUGUGUAUUAUGUAAAAUUAUUAUUAAAGCUGAACAUAUCUUGUUAUAUUGACA
Messenger RNA from Lymnaea stagnalis (great pond snail), 7183 nucleotides. The record is from the annotation of a GenBank genome assembly. Lineage: Eukaryota; Metazoa; Mollusca; Gastropoda; Lymnaeidae.